AUGCAGCCUACAGCAUCUACCCUUUCCACCCGAUUGACGGCUGUGGAGAACGCUCGGUCAGCGCUGCAGCUGCUUCGGUCCGGCACGGCGGCGAUCGACCUAAUUCUCGCGGAGGUGGAGCUGCCGAACGGCAAGGGCAUGAAGAUGCUCAAGCUUAUUGCGCGCGAAGAGCGCCUACGGAAGAUACCGAUAGUCAUGAUGUCGGCGCGCGAUGAGAUGGCCAUUGUCGUGCGCUGCCUGCGUCUCGGCGCGGCGGAUUUCCUCGUGAAGCCAUUGCGGACGAACGAGCUCCUCAACCUCUGGACGCACAUGUGGCGCCGCCGCCGAUCGGCGUCUUGCAAGUUCGGUCUGACGGAGCGGCCGCAGAACCUGGUGCCUGUGAGCAUGAACGACCUGCCACACGACUUCGUGUUCAUCGACACGAGCGAGUCGAACACGGGCACUGGCAGCACGGACCUAGAGCAAGUGGCGCGCGCACAGGCGGAACCAGAAGAGGGGAGAAAGGGAGGCGGAAGGGGGGGCGGAGGAAGGGCGAUGGCGAAGGGCGGGGAAGAGAAGGAUGAGGAGGUGUGGAGAGGGGUGAGGAGGGGAGGUGAACGGGGAAGAGUUGGGGAGGGAAAUAAGGCGGUGAGAGAAGCAUGUGAGGCGGUUGCCUCUAGGCGCUUGAGCGUGGAUGAUGCGGUUGGGAGCGGUGGAGUGCAGCAGGCAGGCGAUGCUGGGCGAGAUGAGGAUGAGCAUGCGAAGGGGGUGGCACACGAGGUGCAACAGCUGGGGAUGGCAGGAGGACAGGCAAUGGGUGUCAAGAAUGACGGUGCUGCUGGUGCUGCUGCUGCUGAUGAUGAUGUUCGUGCUGCUAGUGGGUGUGGUGAUUGCGUAAUGGAGAGAGGAAUGGGCGACCCAAAUGAGGGGAUACAGCCCUGUGAAGCGGAUGCAAGGGCUCGCCAGCCAUCACCGCACCUGGAGCUCUCUCUCAUGCCGCCUCUCACUCGCCGGCUGCUCCCUCCGCCCUUCCUCCCUCCUCCUCCUCCUAUGCCUCCUGCAAUCAACACUUCAGCAGCGCUCGCCUCCUCUACUUCCUUCAACCCAUCCCUGCUUGCCUGCUCUCCGUUCACCGGCGCUCCACUGCUCUCCUCUGCAGCCCCAGUCAACGCCUUGUUGGGCCCAUCCGCACCUGCUCUCAACGCCUCGUUGCUCGCUUGCUCCAUAAAUCUCAGCUCGCUUGCCGCUAUCACCACGCCACCAGGUGCAUCUGCGACUGUUGGGGGGCUGCCAGCAGCACGCUUUUCUCUCUCUGCCACAGCCGCUGCCCACUCCUCCGCUACUCAUGCUGCCCUGCCCGAGGGCCUCACUCAAGACAACUCCUUGCCACUUCUCACCGCCCCACCCCUGCCGUCCGUUCCCUCUGCCCCUGACGCGAGUGCGGCUGCGGUUGCGGCUGCUGGCACACGCGCGGCCCUUUUCAAGCAGGGGCUCUUCAGCGCCCUCCUCGCCUCACCAGAUGCUCCCCUGCAGAGCUCCGCAAGCCACAGGGACGGUGCGGGCUGUGGUGCAGGACGCGGCAGUGGAGGGCGAGGAGGUGGGAAAGGGGAGGGGGAGAUUGAGGAUGCAGAGGCGGGAGUAGAGGCUGAGGGAGGGCGCUGGGCGGGAGAAAGGGUGAUUGGGCAGGUGGAAGGAUCUGGGGAGACAGGCAGGGAGGGCGACGUUGUUCUUGGAGCAGCAUUAACGCCCAUAGAAGCAACAGGCGCAGGUGCAGGGGCAUCUGGGGGAGGUGGUGCGCCAGGCAGCGGGGGAAGCAGAACUGGAGGCGGAAGGGGGGCGAGUCUAGGGGGAACGGGGCGAGGCGAGGUGGCUCAGCAGCUGCAGGCGCUGCAGGCACAGGACAUGUGCGGCAAUGGCUGUGGCAGCAGCAGCCGUGCUACUGACUACACUGCGCACAACCACCCUGUGGCACCGAUGCACGCAGGCACCCUUGCCAGUGCUGGCAGCAGCAUGACCGGCGGACAGCUGGCGUCGUCCAAUUGGUGGGGCAGCACCGGCACCGGCACAGGCAUGGGCACAGGCAUGGGCAUGGGUGAAGGCAUGGGGACAGGCAUGGGCAUGGGGACAGGCAUGGGCACAGGCAUGGGCACAGACAUGGGCACGUGCAUGGGGUCUGCUUGGGACAGCAGCUCGAUCAGCGCAGGACCCCUGCCCCCAACCUCCACAGCAGCAGUAGCCUCGGUGCAAGCCAUGCCCAUCCUUCCUCACAACCCCUUCUCCUUAUUCUCUGCAAUCUCCCCUCCCCAGCCGUCCCUUGCUGGGCCGGGGGUCCUACACCCUGGCACACAGCCAGGACACCUUGCUGACAUGGCGGCGGGUGCAUCCUUUCUGGCAGCAGGUGCGGGAGGGGAUGGUGGGGUGGCGGGUUACCCCUGGCCGGGGCAGGCGGGGGGAUUGCAUUUCUCUGCGGCGUCAAUGGCUGCGGCAGCGGCUGCUGCUGCAACAGCUGCAUCAGGUGGAAUGGGGUUGUGCGGAGGAGGAGAAGCAGGUGGGGGAAAUGUGGGAGGUGGUGUUGGUCCAGGGGGAGUGGGGGUGCAGGUGGAGAGGCGAGUGGAGAUGUAUGAUAGGAGGGAGGCAGCUCUGUGCAAGUUUAGGCAAAAGCGCAAGGAUAGGCCGACGAAUUCGGGCUCCUCCGAAUCGUCAGAUGCGGCGUUUCUCGCGGCCCUCACGUCGCUAGCAGCUACUCCACUGAACGAGCAGGGGAACGUGCAUGCACACGAGCAGGGACAUGACGUGCACACCAGCAGCUCCGAUGCAAGGCUAGCGGCUCUUCUCGGGAAUGAUUCAGCGUGGAAAACGGGGCUCACUGGGGCUGAUUCGUCCCCCGAAUCUGCUUCGUCGUUACGGCUCGGCGCCCAUGCCAGUGACUCUGGUUCGGCUGGUGCAGCUGACGUGGCCGGCUCGGGGAAGGCGCCGCAGAAUGCGGGUGAUCCGUACGGGAAGAGAGUGCUGGGGCGAGCCGUGGUGCAGUGGAUGUCGCGCGGGAUUGCGCUGAUGGCGCAGGACGUGGCGGAGCGGGAGGCGCGCGGAGAGGAGGGCUUGGAGGGGUUGGCUGCAGGCGGAAGCAUGGCGGUGUUGGCGCUGGCGCACGAUUACCUGCAGAGGGAACCAAAGACAGAUGGCGAGCAGCAGCGGUGCCACGUGGCAAUGAAUCAUUACCCCACGGUCCUGGACCACCUUCAGCGGGAGCUUCAGGCGGAGCUGAAGAGGCUACAUGCUCAGCAGGCGAAUACGGGGGAGCAGCAAGGCAAGCCUGCUGUGAAAGCAUGGAACGAGAGUGCUUCGUGGAACCUUCUGAAACAGCUCAUGCGAUCUGACGAGCACCGCGCUACCAUCCGCCAGCCAAUCAGCUCUCUCGCCGCUUCCGCCACUGCCUCCCAGACGCGCCAGACAAACUUCGCCGCCCUCCUCUCCCCCUCCGCACUGCAAGCCGCCCAGCAGCGAAUCAACGCCUACGUGGCAACGGCCACUGAGCUCCUCCAAUUGGAGCGAGACGCUGAGCUGGACGCAGUCGCUGCUGAGGUCAGCAACACGCAGCCAACCCCCCCCUCCGAUCGCCCAGACCCUGAAGCCAUGAGCGAGAGUGCAAGAGAGAGGAGGAGGCGGAAGGAGCGAGGAGAAGUGGAGCGAGGGCUAGCGAGAGAGGGAGGUACCCUGACGGACUUAGUCGCUGUGGGAACGUCUACUGGGCUCUCCGGCGUGCAUCUCAUCACCCUCGCUUCCCCCAGCGCGGGUCUUCUGUCUGCCUCCACUCUCUCCCCUGGCGACGCCAUAUGUCUCUCCCCUGACUGGUCCAAAUGCAGCCGCAUCGGCAGUGGGAGCAAGGCUGAAGCACGUGCUGCUGCAGGAGCAACGGUGGCUGCUGUGUGCUACAGAGGGUAUGUGCACGAGAUGGGGGAGGAUGGGCAGAGCCUCGUGGUUGCACUGGACGGGAAGCUUGGUGUGGGCAGCAGCAGCGGCACACGAAGUGGAGGGAGCACAAGUGGGUCGGAGAGUGAAGGGGAGGGCGGGAACAGUGGCAGCGGCAGUGGGAGAGGGGCGUCGUCGCCGCUGUAUCUGCAGGAGCUGUUUGGCGUGGCGCUCAGAGUGCAGCGCAUGUCGGGACUCGUGGACUUCACAACGUUCGAGCGCAAUCGCGAGGCACUGGAGCGACUCAGAUCGGCCGCGCUGAAGCCCAAGAGCCCUGCUCGCGCCGUGGCUGCUGCCCUCUUCGCUCCCCCCCGUGCUGCUGCCCCCGCAUCAGCUACACCACCAGCAUCAGCUGAAGCGUCUGGGAUUUCAGCAGACAGCACGCCACCAUCACUAUCACCCGCCUCCCUGUCCUCCUCCCCGUCCUCCUCACCGUCCCCCUCCCCGUCCGCCUCUUCCUCCCAUCUUUCGCCCUCCUCCCUCUCCUUCGAUGCAAGUCAGCUAGCAGCCAUUCAUCUCGCCCUGGACCCUGCCCGCCCCGUGGUGGCCAUCCAAGGCCCCCCAGGCACCGGCAAGACGUCCGUCGUCACUGAAAUCAUCAGCAGGGCAGUCAGAGAGGGGCGCCGAAGGGAGAGAACAGAGGAAGCGGAGAGGGAAGAUACGGACAUGCAGGGGGUUGACGAGGAGGAGGUGCUGGAAGGCAGUGGGGGAGUGCACGCUGGGAGGGAAGCACGGGAGGGUGCGAGGGCAAGGAAGAAGCAGCAACAUACGAAGAAGCAUCGGGUGCUGGUGUCAGCUCCCACCAAUGCAGCAGUGGACGUGCUCGUGGAGCGCCUCGCCUCCCAAGGCCUGGGAGUCGCUCGGGUAGGCAACCCCAUGCGCCUCUCCCCGGCCGUCACCCCCUAUUCCCUGGACCACCUCGUGGCCGCCCGCCUGCGCUCCUUCCACCGCGACGUUGCCCGGCGCCGCCGCGACCUGCGCUCAGAUCUCCGUGCCGUGGGCUCCGACUCCUCUCUGCGCUCCGCGCUGCAGAAGAUGCUGCGGCGCCUGGCACGCGUGGAGAAGCAGCGGGAGAAGGAGGAGGUCGCGCAGGUGCUGGGGGAAGCCGACGUGAUUCUCUGCACCACCACGGGGGCCGGGGAGAGGGUCGUGCAGGAGAUGGCGCGGCAGGAGGGCGGGUUCGACCUGGUGGUCCUGGAUGAGGCAGGGCAGGCUACGGAACCGUCUAGCUGGAUACCUUUACUGCUGGGGAGACGAGCAGUGGUGGCAGGGGAUCCGUGGCAGCUGGCGCCUACUGUACAGUCUGUGGAAGCGCAGCAGCGUGGGCUGGGCGUUUCGCUCAUGGAGAGAAUUCAGGAGGAGGGGCUGCUGGGGAGUGGAGGGGGAGAGGGGGCGGUGGAGAGCGGUGGGGAGCAGUUGGAAGGUAGUGUUGCGAUGCUGAGAGUGCAGUACCGCAUGCAUAAAGCCAUCUCGGAUUGGAGCUCUGAGGAGAUGUACCAUGGGCAGCUCAUGGCCUCGCCUUCUGUCGCCACCCGCACCCUGGCUGACAUCAAACUGCCUGCUCCUCCUGCCCCGCACUCCCAGUCUCAUUCAUCAUCGCCAUCCACCCAUUCCUCCUCCUCCCACUCCCUCCUGUCUCUCCUGGCUCAUCCCAUGCUUCUGAUUGACACGCGCUCCCCCCGUGGUCUGCUGCACGAGCACUGUGAGGAGGCGCCUGAUGCAGCAGGCACGGGGUCGCUGGUCAACGAGGGCGAGGCCGAUCUGGUCGUGGAUCACGUCGCUCGUCUGCUCUCGGCCGGCGUGCCGCCCGGCUCCAUCGCCGUGCAGUCGCCGUACCUCGCCCAGGUGCAGCUCAUCCGACAGCGCCUGGAGGAGCGCCUGGGCGGCGUCGUUUGGCCGUAUGCUGCGGCGAGGGAGGCCGGGGAGGGAGAGGAGGGAGGGGAAGGAGGGGGUGGGGGGGAGUGGGAUGUGGGGGCGGUGGAGGUGGCGAGUGUGGAUAGCUUUCAGGGGAGGGAGGCGGAUGCUGUCAUUAUCUCCAUGGUGAGUGGUCCUCUGCAUACAAGCAUGCUUUUGUGA
Closterium sp. Naga37s-1 is the source of this 6024-nucleotide messenger RNA. The record is from the annotation of a GenBank genome assembly. Lineage: Eukaryota; Viridiplantae; Streptophyta; Zygnematophyceae; Desmidiales; Closteriaceae.